AUGGCCGACCCCGAGAAGCAGGGACCCGCUGAGAGCCGUGCCGAAGACGAGGUAAUGGAGGGCGCCCAGGGUGGCGAGGAUGUGGCAACCGGAGGCGAGGGUGCCGCUGCGCCCGCGGCCGAAGAGCCACAGGCUACCGGGGAGAACGCGCCCAAGCCCAAGAACGAGUUUAUCGAGAGCCUGCCCAAUUCCGUCAAGUGCCGAGUUCUGGCGCUCAAAAAGCUGCAGAAGCGCUGUGAUAAGAUCGAGGCCAAAUUUGACAAGGAAUUCCAGGCUCUGGAGAAGAAGUACAACGACAUCUACAAGCCCCUUCUUGCCAAGAUCCAGGAGCUCACCGGUGAGAUGGAGGGCUGCGCCUGGACCCUGGAGGAAGAUGAUGAUGACGACGAGGAAGAAGACGAGGAGGAGGAGGAGGAGGAAGAAGAGGCUGCGGCCGGCGCCACUGGGGGUCCCGACUCCGCCAAGAAGUGA
Cricetulus griseus (Chinese hamster) is the source of this 471-nucleotide messenger RNA. The record is from RefSeq and is a predicted model, not a curated record. NCBI's taxonomy places the organism in Eukaryota, Metazoa, Chordata, Mammalia, Rodentia, Cricetidae.